GUGAUUGCUGUAUCAGGAUGAGCGCUUUAAACUCCAGUUUAUUGAAGAAUCUGUCGUUCGUGCGUCCUGAGUACUUUUAUAUCACUGGAUUUUCUGGAUCGCCUCUUCUGAAAUAUUAUUUUGUUGCUUUGCUGUUCAUGUACAUCGUCGCUGUGUUUGGAAACGCGUUCGUAAUUCUAAUGAUCAUAAUCGAUCAAAGUCUGCACGUUCCUAAAUACUUAGGAAUCGUCAGUCUGGCUUUAGCAGAUCUUGGCGAGACGAAUGCUCUGAUCCCGAACCUCAUUAAGACUUUUCUGUUUGAUUCGCAGUUUAUUUCUUAUGACGCCUGUUUGGCUAAUAUGUUUUUUGUGUUUUUCUUCAGCGGUGUUCAGGCUUUAACUCUUGUGGUUUUGGCGUAUGAUCGUUUUAUUGCUAUUUGCUUACCAUUACGAUAUCAUGCGAUUGUGAAUAACUACUUCAUGUCUGUAAUUUUACUCUCAGUUUGGUCGUUUAUCGCUGUACUGAUUGGCGUGUUGGUCGGUUUAAUAACUCGUCUUUCCUUCUGUAAAACUAAUGUAGUAGAAAGCUAUUUUUGUGAUCACGGCCCGAUUUACAAAAUGUCCUGCAAUGACAACACCAUAAACUCAGCUGUGGCUAAACUCUGCUCUGCACUAUUGAUCUACGCUCCUUUAAUUUCAAUCAUUUUAUCAUAUUUAGGUAUUUUUCUCGCUUUAAGUAAAAUCACAACCUGGGCUGGACGACUCAAAGCUCUAAAAACCUGCAUCUCUCAUCUGUUAUUAGUGGGCGUGUUUUUUCUGCCUGUUGUGAGCACAUAUAUCGCAGCUUUAACUUUUACCCUUAAUCUUAAUUCUAGAAUCCUCAGUACUUCUCUAUCCAGCGCUAUUCCUCCCAUGCUAAAUCCCAUCAUUUAUGUCCUAAACACGAAGGAAUUCAAAGUAUAUCUUUUGAAAUGGAUUAAAAAGAGAUCCAGUGUGAAGCCGCAGCUUUUAGUGACUUCAAAGUGACUGAAUAACUAUUUUAUGUCUGUAGUUUUAAUAGGAGUUUGGUCAGUUUGCUCUGCUUUAAAUGGAACAACAGUGGCUUUAAUCAUUUAAUCAAUUUCAUUCUGUAAAACUAAUGUGGUUAAAAGCUAUUUUUGUGAUUAUGGACCAGUUUACUCACUUCCUGUAUUUAUAAAACCAUAAAUUCAAAAGUUACAAAAUUGUAUUUAACCCCAUUCAUCUACAUCUCUUUGAUUUUAAUUAUUUUAUCAUA
This is a messenger RNA of Astyanax mexicanus (Mexican tetra), 1254 nucleotides long. Its product is annotated as olfactory receptor 1M1-like. The coding region runs from base 18 to 1004 and encodes 328 amino acids. The transcript has a single exon. Gene Ontology annotation, molecular function: G protein-coupled receptor activity; olfactory receptor activity. Gene Ontology annotation, cellular component: membrane. The record is from RefSeq and is a predicted model, not a curated record. NCBI's taxonomy places the organism in Eukaryota, Metazoa, Chordata, Actinopteri, Characiformes, Acestrorhamphidae. Gene Ontology annotation, biological process: G protein-coupled receptor signaling pathway.